GCAAAUAAAUGUGGUCCAACGAUGUUGACCCCGCCUCGCGUCAUUCGCGUCGCUGAUCCGAGUUGGCGAAAGGGAGUCCGGGAGUCACGGCUGGGCACCAUAUUCCGAUCAAUUCAGUCGUGCUCGAACCGUUAGUAUCAUUCGUCGCGUCGUCUAUCACGCAUUUGAGGAACGCAUUUGAGACCAUCCCAUAACGACAGAAACGUGAAUCCACGGGAGCUCAGGUGUCGACGUUACCGUCAAGAUUGUUCACUUGCGAUUAAGCCCGAUUUCCAGACACGGAAAUCACGCGAAUUACACGUGGCAGUGUUUUCCGAUUUGAUCGUGCAUUCUAUCGCGCCGCCGUGCUUCCUGUUCUAUCGAUUUUCACAAAGCCGUUUUCGCGCGCAAUCCUUCCUACGAGCAACAGACACGGGAUGAAAGAAGAAACCGGUUGAAAUUGAGGGUCUAGAAGAUCGAGGCAUCCUCGUGAUCGCAUCCCGGAGGACGCACCGUGUCAAGCGCGUCGACACAUACACACAUACACACGCGUCCAAGCACGUAGGUGGCAAAAGAAGAGCGUCGUCCGUCGACUUUGGAACACGCGGGACGGCAUGACGCAACACGACCGGCCCGACCGUCGGCGAAUCGAUUGAACACCGAAAAGCGGGAAGGGAACCUCAGUCGCGAAGUCGACCGUCGAUCGAUGAGAAUCCACGUCUGACGGCGAAAGGACCGAACGUGACAGCGAAGGGAAAAGCGCUCUUCCUUUUCAUCGGCACGUCGCGUGCGCAGCGUCUCGUUCUCACGCUGAUAACGUAGUUGCGACGUACGUUCGUGGCAAGCGAAAAUGGCCCUCUUCCGGAAGUUCAACGAGAAGAUUCCUCGAAGAGGAAUCCUGGGAGCGAUGAUGUUCCUGGCUUGCAUGUUUUCAUACGUCAUUCGUACCAAUUUAUCCAUAUCCAUUGUCGCCAUGGUAAACACUACAAGGAAAGAUGGUGGUGUCGGGCCAGCGUGUUCUAUCAACGAUAUAAAAAGCAAUAAGACCAUCGAGCUCAAAGAUUUUGGGGAGCGUUUUGAAUGGAAUCAACAUAUCCAAGGAUUGUUACUAUCAGGAUACUUUUAUGGUGUUUUGCCAGCUAGCGUACCAGCUGGACUUUUAGCUGAAAAAUACGGAGGCUCUAAAGUAGUGGCAUUCGCUACGUUAAUACCCGCAGUAUUAAAUCUUCUGAUGCCUUGGGCUGCUAGUGUUCAUUACGGUUUCGUUUUUGCACUUCGUUUUGUAAUGGGAUUUUUCGGAGGUGCCGUUUAUCCCGCUCUUCAUGCGAUGAUUGCUAGAUGGGUACCUCCUGGUGAAAAGGGCAUGUUUGUAUGGACCAUGCAAGGUGGUCCAUUCGGAACUGUGGUAACAUUUGCUUUAUGUGGCGCUGUUAUUAGUGCCUAUGGAUGGAAAGCUGCAUUUUAUGUUACAAGCGGGCUCAUGUUAGUUUUCUAUGCUUUAUGGGUUUUUUUAAUAUACGAUACACCGGAUUUACAUCCUAAUAUUACAGAAAAGGAGAAAAUCUACAUAAAAGAAAAAAUAGGUACUUCUGUCUCAAAACAAAAGGUCCAAUUACCGGUAAAGUCAGUCGCUACAUCUUUACCGUUCCUAGUAUUAUUAUGGGCUCAUUUUGCAAACAUGUGGGGUAUAUAUUUCAUCGCUACAAACGGGCCUAAAUAUACAUUGGAAGUUCUUGGUUUCAACAUGAAAUCGGGUGGCGCAAUAACUGGGUUACCUUACAUAGCUAGACUGGGCGCUGGAGUGUUAUUUGCAGCAGCGGGUGAUUACGUGCGUAGGAAGAACUUUUUAUCUUUAGGCUGGAUAAGGAAAAUAUUUAUGAUUUUCUCUCACAUGGGACCUGCAGUUUGUCUUAUAGUAAUGACAUACGUCGGUUGUGAUGCCACAGCUGCGAUAAUAAUGUUAAUACUAGCGCUGGCCUUCAAUGGUGCCGCGUGUCAAACUAGUUUACAGAAUCAUCAAGACUUGGCACCGAAUUAUGCCGGCUCCUUAUAUGGAAUUAUGAACACUUUUGGCAGUUUCCCCGGAUUCAUCAUUCCACCCAUUAUUGGCGCAUUAACUAAUGAAAGAAACGGCAUUGAGGAAUGGCGUAUAAUGUUCUGGAUAUCGGCCAUUGUGUUUACGUCAGCAACGAUUCUCUUUUGGUUAUUUGGAUCUGCCGAAAUUCAACCGUGGAAUGAUACAACUCACACAAAAGUACCCACUGAUAACGAUGAAGAAAAACGGAUAAACGAAACGGUGACAAAAGAUGGAAUUGAUACAGAAACUGAAGAAAAUGAACGUCUUUAGUGAUUUAGACAAUAAAAUAAAAGUGAAUAAAUUGUGUAUCCAUAUCUGUACAAAAAUUAAUUAGUUUAUUG
This is a messenger RNA of Pogonomyrmex barbatus (red harvester ant), 2397 nucleotides long. RefSeq names its product dietary and metabolic glutamate transporter. Gene Ontology annotation, cellular component: membrane. Lineage: Eukaryota; Metazoa; Arthropoda; Insecta; Hymenoptera; Formicidae. The record is from RefSeq and is a predicted model, not a curated record. Gene Ontology annotation, molecular function: transmembrane transporter activity. Gene Ontology annotation, biological process: monoatomic anion transport; transmembrane transport.